This is a messenger RNA of Monodelphis domestica (gray short-tailed opossum), 2655 nucleotides long. NCBI's taxonomy places the organism in Eukaryota, Metazoa, Chordata, Mammalia, Didelphimorphia, Didelphidae. The record is from RefSeq and is a predicted model, not a curated record.
AUGGUGUCCUGUGGAUGGCAGGUCUGGUGGCUUGGGGUUUUUAGGAGUGGUGACCUAGGAUUAAUGGAGGAUGUUGCAGAUCAGGGAUGGCAACGCAUGACCAUCAGAGGCAUGGUACAGGAAUAUGAACUACUACUUCAAGUAGUCUAUCAACAUUCAGCUGAAAAAAGGGACUUACAGAAUUUUCUGGAGUCCCUGAAAUCACAAUAUUCCUGGCCAAAUGGGACAUUGGAAAUCAUCAGAAAGAAAGCUACUACAUAUUGUAGCAGCCUGAAUGGAAUCCUUCAAUGUGCUUGUGAAGACAGUUACCACUGGUUCUCUCACACUUGCCUGGACCCCAGGAAAUGCCAUUUUAACAAGUCAGGGGCACAUCCAAGCUGUGACUGUCAGUCAAACAAUCUCCAUGAUAGCAUCACCUUCUGUGAGAGGACAAAAAUUUUUGGCACUUUUAAAAUUAACAAGAAAUUUAGAAAAGAACUCCUGAAUUCAUCAUCUGAACUAUACUUUAACUACACAGCUGGCAUUGAAAUCCAACUUAAGGAAGCCUACAAAGGGGUUCCGGGUUUUGAUUCUGUCCGUGUCACCCAGUUUCGGGAAGGAAACAUAAUUGUUGGUUAUGAAAUCAUCGGUUCUAGCAGCACCUCUGAGCUUUUGGCUGCUGUCAUGCAGGUCUCUGGGAAGGUGAAAUCAAGUCUUAAAAAGUACUAUCUAAUAGAAGAAAACUCUUUAAGGGUAUUUGGAAAAGCUGACUGUGACAGCAUCAUCUUUGGAUUUGGUUCUGAGAAUGAUGAGUACACCCUGCCCUGCAGUGCCGGCUACGUGGGAAAUAUCACUGCCAGAUGUCACUCUUCAGCAUGGCAACUGGUCAAGGAAAUGUGUGUGCCCUCUCAGUUGGAGGAAAUGAAGAAGAAUCUCAAUGCCAUUGAAGGCAACAUCACCGAGGCAGCUGUGUUUACUGUGAUGCAAGAACUUUCUACCAUCCUUCAACAAAACCCAUCCACCACAGCUGGGAGCUUGGGAUCCAUGGUCUCAAUUCUGAGGAGUGUUUCAUCUCUGUCAUUAUCCAGCCAUGUCAAGCUGUCAACCCCAACAACAAAGAAUUUCCUAAAUAUAGUAGACCACCUCCUUAAUUCUACAACUAUAAGUAACUGGACAAUGUUGCUACAGGAAGAACGGAAUGCCAGCUCACAAUUGCUGGAGACACUGGAAGACAUUAGCAUUCUGGUUUCUUCUGAAAUUAUGCCUCUGACAUUUUCAGGAAAAUUUAUUAAUUGGGAUGGAAUUCAAGCAACAGAAAACCAGAAACAGAAGGGUUACAACUAUCACAUGGAACUCUUACAGGAAAAUAAUUCUGUGCCCAUCAGAGGGACAUUGUCAAUAGGCAAAGACCAAUUCCAGAAAUCUCUUCCCCAAACUAUCAUCAGUAUGGCCUCUUUAACUCUGGGAAGCAUACUACCCAGCAUCUCAAAGCAAAAUGCUAUAGUGAAUGGGCCAGUGAUAUCAACCAUUAUUCCAAACUAUUCAUUAGAGGAAAUUUUUCUCAUUUUUUCCAAGAUAGACUCCAACCUGAGCAAGCCAUACUGUGUGUUCUGGGAUUUCAGACACUUGGAAUGGAAUGAGGCUGGUUGCCACCUAUUGAAAGAAACUCAUGAUACUGUGAAAUGUAGAUGUACCCACUUGACCUCCUUUUCCAUGCUUAUGUCACCCUUUGUUCCUCCUACCAUCAUCCCUGUGGUAAAAUGGAUCACUUAUUUGGGCCUUAGUGUCUCCAUUGUAAGCUUGAUCCUAUGUCUUGUGAUAGAGGCUCUGUUCUGGAAGCAGGUCAAGAAAAACCAAACCUCCCAUACCCGCCACAUCUGCAUGGUGAAUGUAGCCCUGUCCCUUUUGAUAGCUGAUAUUUGGUUUAUCAUUGCAGCUACUUCUGAUACCCAGGGAAAUGGAUCAGGGGUUUGUGUAGCGGCUAUCUUUUUUACUCAUUUUUUCUAUCUGUCCUUAUUUUUUUGGAUGUUGACAUUAGGCAUCUUGAUGGUCUAUCGAAUAGUUCUGGUUUUUCAUCACAUGACUCUACCCACCAUGAUGGCCAUUGGCUUCUCCCUUGGCUAUGGUUGUCCUCUCCUUAUAACUAUCAUCACCAUUGCUGCCAGCCAACCAAGCAAUAGCUACCAAAGGAGAGAUGUGUGCUGGCUCAAUUGGUCAGAGGGUGCCAAACCACUUUUAGCAUUUGUGGUUCCAGCCCUGACUAUUGUGGCUGUGAAUCUGAUAGUUGUCCUGGUGGUCUUACUUAAACUGCGCAGACCUACCAUUGGAGAAAGACUGAACCGAGAAGACAAGGUCACUGCCAUUCGCAUUGGAAAGACAUUAGUCAUUCUAACGCCCUUGCUAGGGCUCACUUGGGGAUUUGGCAUAGGAACAAUGGUUGACAGCCACUCUCUGACUUGGCAUGUUAUAUUUGCCCUGCUCAAUGCAUUCCAGGGGUUUUUCAUCUUAUGUUUUGGAAUACUUUUUGAUAGCAAGGUUCGCCAACUUCUUUUCAAGAAGCUGUUUCCAAUAAGCUCAUCAUCAAUGCAGCCAAUGAAGAGUACAUCAGAUUUAGCAGUGGGACCUAAAUUCCUGAACACAUUUAGUCCAUUAAAUAAAACAGGUGAGUUCACAUAA